Molecule: messenger RNA, 318 nt
Organism: Meloidogyne enterolobii
Lineage: Eukaryota; Metazoa; Nematoda; Chromadorea; Rhabditida; Meloidogynidae
Source: the annotation of a GenBank genome assembly
AUGUUCAAAAAAUUCAAUGGAAUUGUUAUUUUAUUUUUUAUUUUAAAAAUUUAUUCUGAAGGAGCACCGAAGAAGAAAAAAGCUAUAGCGGAAAGCAUAGGAGACACAAGUGUUUAUCAACCGGAAAUCCCUGCUAAUUAUUAUGGACAACCCAAUCAAGGAUAUGAAGUAGGAGGCUCUUCAUCUGCCCUAACAGGCACUUUAGCUACAAUUGGAAAUCAUUCUUGUGAGUGGGAAGGAUGUGGACAUGUUUUUGAUAAUGCUGAUACUCUUCUGGAACAUGUAUAUAAUGAACAUAUAGGAAUGGAAGAGGUAUAA